CCGGAAUCCGCUUUUUUGACCUCGAACACAAUUAUAGGUAUCUCGCCGGGCCAUGCAGCGUCUUCGGAUAUACAUCUCCAUGAUGCGAAGCGCCUGGAUGCUGGUGGGCGCCCGCUCUGAUAUAAAAGGCCUCUCGCUUCAGUGGAAUGCAUCACCACUCGACACCUUGAUAUCUCUGUGGCAAACCUAUCUUGAAUCAACACUGUAGCUUGCUAUGGGACCCGAGCGAACGCAGAGGGGGCAUAUUUCCUACUUGAUUUCAGAAGGUCAACGCGGUCGCAAUCCCGGUCCCUCAAAGGAGCUCAAGAAACUGCGGGAAUGGGGCGAUCUAAGCCACAUCGCCGAUCAGAGAAACUUGCGCGCCGCGACCUCCGGAUCCGCUGACCAAUUCGCUCCCAUCUACUUAGCACCGUUCUAUGAAACCCAUUGCGCACUCGCCAGUCCGAGCAAGAUAAUCCUCCUCAUCCAAACUUCCGGCAGGCAGAGGCCCUACAGCAUCGUGGUGGAACAGCUCAAAUACGACCCCACCUUCACUUCAUCCCGCAUCAACGCAGCCAACCUCGUUUCUCUCGAGAUCAGAGGCGGCACUACGAACAUCGACGCCAGAACUCGCGAGCAGCUCAUUCUACUGCUCCGGGUCAUGCACCCAACAAGGCUGAUCAGCUUUCACCUUCACGUACCCGGAAGGCCAGCCCCGGGGCAGGAGGGAACGGUCUACAAGUUCCUUCGACGCGCGAUGAACACGCUCACGCACCUUUGCCUUGAGCUUACCUUCAGCGAUAGCAAGGGACUGCAGGCAUAUCUUAGCUCCUCGGCGGCGGCGGGUUUGGUAUGCUUGGAGCUCAAGACGAACAUCACCCUGCAGAACCCUAUCAAUCACGCCCUGCAAAGCAAGAACUCGACUAGACUGCCGAGCCUGCGCCUUCUUUGCUUGAACAUGGACGCCGAGAAGGUCAACUUGACGACCCUCCUGCAGGCUCUAAAGAAGCGCUACAACGGCGGCCUCAAGCACGCUCUCCGCGUCGAACUCAACUUCCUCCCUAGCACGGAAGAGCGUGAGGAAGGCCGGGCCAUCAACGUCACCUUUGACGGGCCCGUUACCUCGCGUUGUUCGACUUUCGCUUGAUUCGUGGAUUUCCUGCUCCCUCUCAUUGUAUGUUAUCAGGUCUACAAGCAGUGUAUCCUACAAACCGAACGUCGUAGUUAAUCGCUCC
This is a messenger RNA of Schizophyllum commune H4-8, 1214 nucleotides long. RefSeq lists its product as uncharacterized. NCBI's taxonomy places the organism in Eukaryota, Fungi, Basidiomycota, Agaricomycetes, Agaricales, Schizophyllaceae. The record is from RefSeq and is a predicted model, not a curated record. The coding region runs from base 215 to 1126 and encodes 303 amino acids. The transcript has 3 exons.